Molecule: messenger RNA, 2439 nt
Organism: Platichthys flesus (European flounder)
Lineage: Eukaryota; Metazoa; Chordata; Actinopteri; Pleuronectiformes; Pleuronectidae
Gene: rnf41
Product: ring finger protein 41
Exons: 7
Coding region: 272-1228 (318 amino acids)
Biological process (GO): protein ubiquitination
Cellular component (GO): endoplasmic reticulum tubular network
Molecular function (GO): ubiquitin protein ligase activity
Source: RefSeq, a predicted model, not a curated record
CUGGUGCCGUCAGGAGCGACGCAGACGCGUAGGAUGUAGCACAGGACGUGGCUAACGAGCUGCUAGCUUACAGUAACAACGUCCACAGUAAAAAAAAACACACAAACGCGGCGGCCGGGAUCCAUUUUGCUUCAUGUUCACGGAGCGUCUGUCUCUUCCAUCGGACAGAUCAUUUCUGCCGGAUGUGAUGCAUCAGCCGUGCAUCAGGAGCUGAAUGGAAGCGUUCGGGGUCUUUUGUGAGUGAGGAGGUUGUGGGUCCCAGUGAUGUACCAUGGGGUACGACAUUACGAGGUUUCAAGGGGAGGUGGAUGAAGACCUGCUGUGCCCCAUAUGUAGCGGAGUGCUGGAAGAACCAGUGCAGGCUCCACAUUGUGAGCAUGCCUUCUGCAAUGCCUGCAUAACACAGUGGUUCGCCCAGCAGCAGAUUUGCCCCGUUGACCGCACGGUGGUGACGCUCGCUCACCUCCGGCCCGUGCCCCGCAUCAUGCGCAACAUGCUGUCCAAGCUCCUAAUGAGCUGCGACAACGCAACCUUUGGCUGCACGGCCACGCUGCGACUGGACCAGCUGCAGUCACACCUCAAAGACUGUGAGCACAACCCCAAACGGCCCGUCAACUGUGUGGAGGGAUGUGGGCUUGAGAUGCCCAAAGAUGAACAACCGAACCACAACUGCAUCAAACAUUUGCGCGGUGUUGUUCAGCAGCAACAGACCAAGAUCUCAGACCUGGAGAAAACGGUGGCAGAACAUAAACACCAGCUGGGCGAGCAGAAACGAGACAUUCAGCUGCUGAAAGCCUACAUGAGAGCAAUCCGCAGUGCGAACCCCAACCUGCAAAACCUCGAAGAAAGCAUCGAGUACAAUGAAAUCUUAGAGUGGGUGAACUCCAUGCAGCCGGCCCGGGUGACGCGCUGGGGGGGCAUGAUCUCCACCCCCGAUGCCGUGCUCCAGGCGGUCAUCAAACGCUCCCUCAUCGACAGCGGCUGUCCCCUCUCGGUCGUGAACGACCUGAUCGAGAACGCCCACGAGCGCAACUGGCCUCAGGGGCUGGCCACCCUGGAGGUGCGGCAGAUGAACAGACGCUACUAUGAGAACUACGUCGCCAAGCGGAUCCCUGGCAAGCAAGCCGUGGUGGUGAUGGCGUGCGAGAAUCAGCAUAUGGGGGAGGAUAUGAUCCUGGAGCCCGGCCUGGUUAUGAUCUUUGCUCACGGCGUGGAGGAGAUCUUAUAACUGGGCAGCUGACUGAGCUGAUCCAGAGACACGCGGGACGUUGUUGCGCGGGGGGGGGGUUGUUUGCUGUGACGAGUAUUUUUUUUUGUUUUUUACUCGUCAGAGUGAAACCUUCAAGGUAAUUCUGGCUUAUUUAAAAAAAAAAAAAAAAAAGAAUCUUAUAAGAGGCUCACUCCUAAGCUUCGUACCUAUGCCUUAAAAUAAGGACAAACACACAAUGAACCUGGCAAAUCAACUUAAUCUGACUGAUAUCGAAGAGAAAAGGUGAGAUGUGAUGUUUACAAGGUUUAUAUUUAGUGCAUUAUAUGAUCUGAUUGUUCUGCUCCAUGUCCUGAUAUAGUAAUAAGCUUGAGCCCCCAUUUAAUGUCCGCAGUUGUAUAAAUGCUUGUAAAUACAAAUACUAUAUUGAAUUAUAACUGUCAUUCUCUUAUUCCCAUUACUGUAAUUAGAUUGUGUUCUGUUAAUCUCAGUGUGUCCCCGUCCUCAGGGACGUCGGCUCUGCUCUUUUUUUUUCGCGUGCUUGCUUCUUCUUUUCUUUUUUUAGUAUUUAGACUCCUGUGAAUAUUUUACAAGACAUCGUGAUCUCAGUUUAGAUUGUCCAAAACCUUCUGUGCCAUUGAUUUUUAUUUAUUGUGUUGCCUUUCACACAGACAUGCUUGAAGAUGUUACCAUUUUGAUGUAUGGAAAUCUGCCUUUUUCGGUGCAUUUGAAGUUCGUUGCAGGAAGAAGAAUUACAUUUUUGUUGUGUUUUCUUUGUUGCCUCAGUUGUAUAUAUACGUACUCUGUAUGUUGGGUCCAGUUGAAUGGUUGAAUUUUAACAUUUAGGAUUUGCCUACGUGUUUUAUGUGACAAACCACGGUGGUCCACCUGAUCCUGAAACACACUGAUCUUCUCAUUCGUCACAGUUGUCAUUCAUCUGUUCACUGACAUUUCACUGAGAACCACAGCUUGGAGAUUGUAUAAAUAUUUGUGAAGUCACUCUUAUGUUUUCAUUUUGAGAGGUAACAAUGUUUCACCAUUAGUCACUUAGUGCUGAUAAAAGACAAACCAGACUCCAGACAUGUGGUAGAAAAGAUCAAUCAAGUGCAGUAAAAUCAUAAGUUGAAUUGUGCCCUUUCUUAUUUUCCUUAUUAAUGUUUUUGUUUUGUGUCUGUUAUGUACUGUGUUGUACAGACAAAGUAAUAAAAUGACAAACUUCAUCCCAAAACAAA